AUGGCAGCACCCCCGCCAGAGAGCUCUCACACCCCACCUGGCACUCCCUUGAUCGAGUCGACACGUCUGCACGGUGACUCCAUGGAGGAUCUGGAUCUGCAGGCGACUCGGAAACGUCCGCGUCUCGACAGUGGAAGUCGCGUGGUUGAGACCUUGUCGCUUGACGGUGCUCUCGCGACACCCGCUCCUGCCUCCGACAUGGACCUGACCCCCGACCCUGCUCGCUCGGCCAGCAAAGUCACCAUCAACAUGAAAUCCCCUGCCUCUGAGUUGGCUUCUGCCCAGCUGGAUGGCCCGGCUGACCACACAGAUCCCUCUCCCAAGUCGCAAUCCGCUGCCCGCGACGACGCGACCCCCGCCAACGUUGUAUCCAUUUCCUCCUCACCCGCGCAGAGCCCCGAGAUUGAAGUUGCUGAGUUGGAGGAUAUGGAUCAAGAUCCCAACAUGUCCAACUGGCGGCCGCUGGAGGAGGCGUUGCGGGACAACACUGCGUCUGAGGUCGUCGAGGUCCAGGACCUUGUCCCUCUGAUUGACUCCUUCCCCAAGGUGUGUGAUGGCCAGGCUGCGCGAGAGAGCUUGGAGCAGAUUUGCCUCAUGCUUGAAAAAGGUAAGCGACCGAUCGCUUCGCCCUCGACAAGCCCGGCCUCGAUCCUGACUUGCCCUGCUGCUACAGGAGAUGUAAAUGAUGCUAUCGCGCUGGUUGCGAUGAAACGAUGGAUGGACGGUUGUGUGCGCGACCUGAAUCGAUUGACGCCGGCCGUGUUUGCGGAGGACCGCGACUUCUGGGAACUUAUACCGCUUAUCAUAGAAUCUCUGCUGCGCAGAGGACACGAAAUUCACCCAAAUCAUGGGCAAGGGCUCUGGACUUUCCUCGAAGAGUUCUUCCUCAAUUAUGCUCGGAUCACCAUCCAUCUGGUUCGCCAGGAUACCUUGGCCUUGAAGCGCUGGGCAGAUGAGACAGACCUUCAGGUGCCCGAAAGCAUGUCACGGCGCUACUUGCAACCUCUGUCUUGGUCACUACAGUUUCACGCCAUUCCUUUCUUCCGUGCCUUAGACAAGCUUUACGACGGAGAGAUGCCUGACCUUGUGCUUCGACUCAAAACCCUGGUUGCAGCACCUCCAAUUGAUCUAGUCGACGGCAUAGCGGAAUAUGCAUUUCAGAUCAUAUACCUGACUCCCAAGUGCCAACACCUGGCUACCGUGGUGCCACUGAUUGUAUGCGUCUCAAACAGCUUGACCGAGUACAUGCUGGAACGAAGACAGAGCAUGGAAGCAGGUGUGAUCGUCGACUCUCCGGCUCAGUCGAGGAACACGCAAACACUUUACGAGAUGAUGCGAUCUAUCGAUGAAAAAUACCAAGAAUCAGUCACGAAAAAGUUCCCCUGGGCCUCCAGCGACAUGAGUGAGCAGAUGCUGCGUCUCAUUAGUCGUGGCUACAGUCUCUUCUGCAAUCGCGACCCCGACUUCAUUCACCAACUCUCGAAGGAUUUAUCUAUAGAGUUGUCGGAAGGAGCAACUUCGGAGAAAAACACCAGCGUCAUUUUAUGGGCCUGGAAAUUCGGGGUUUUGAAGAAGCAUAUCAUGGAUGGCCGCAUGGAGCUUCGGGUCUUCGGCGUGGAGACGAUGCAGUCAGACCUGGUUAGUAUCUGGCAGCAGAGCAUCUCCAACAACCCCGACGGAUUGGCAUUUCCGUUCGUUCAAUACCUUGUCAGGUUUCUGCGAGACAAUAAAAUCGUGGACUAUCUUGUGGGUGUCGACUCCCAUCCACAACUGAUCAGCCGCAGCAGCAAUAUCGUUGGCUUCUUGGUCGUGACGUCGGCGUACAACGAUCUCGACACAGACACCAUCUGGAAAACAGUGACGGAAAGUCAAGACAGCCGAACCGUUUCCGAGGUUUUGAUAAUGCUGAUGCGCACAUUCCCUAUGCAUUCGUCUGGGUCCCCGGCCUUGCUCUACGUGUGUACCAAAUUGCUUGAGCUGCCGUUGGAUCGCUUCGAUGCACGCAUGAUAGAGGUUUGCGAACUCCUUUUGCCUCGAAUGCGUGAAAGGCCUGUCUCAGGAGGGGUUUACGACCUAUCAGAAGUGAACCAUGUUGAUCCCAUUCCGCUACGUCUUUGCGUACGUCUCAUUCGGGAAAGCACUGCAGCCGAGGAUUUGUCGGUAGAGCACAAAACCCAGUUACAACGUUUCGGCAGCGCGCAGCUUGGCCAGUUCAUCAAAGCGGGCUUGAGUGAGAUGGACAAAAUGGAGAUGUACGAGCGUUGCAUCCAGGAUAUUGCCGAGAUGAAUCAGUUCACUGCAGGCAGUAUUCAGGCUUUGAACGCCCUGGUGCCCUCAUCUGAAUCACAAGAAAUUUGGAAGCUGGCCACGGACUUCGAUCUAACUCGAUUAGUGAUCCAGGAGCUACGCCAUACCGUGGGCGAAGGCCACAUCGACUUUUCUGAUCCUUUCUCACGGCACGGCUUCAUUUCGCGGGUGCAGAUUGUGUACCGUCUCAUUGACAUGGCCCCUGACACCAUCACGCCGGAACUCAGCAGCAUAAUGUGGAACGAGGUUCUCAUGUCGAAAAAGCUGGGAAACGAGAUCCGCAAGGUUGUGUGGGAUAUGAUGGUCAAUGUCACGAGUCGCAGUGGAAAGCACAACUCGUUUCUUGAGCGAUGUAUUCGGGAGUAUUUGCCCGGGCUUCUCCCUCAGGAUUUCUCCCAUGAAGUGUUGUUGUUCGCGAAACAGUCGAUCAACUACGAGGUCCGUCUCAACCCCCCGCCCAUGGCUGGGGAGGAAGAAGUGGUGUCUAUUCCCGGAAUAGAGCGGAUCUGGACGUUCAUCUUGACGGCUCCCCCGGGUACUAUUGAGACCGAGGCAACCAAAUUUGCUAUCGAUCUGUAUCUGGACCACCAGAUCAUUCGCAGGUCCCCUCGAUCGGCGGUGGAAGCCACUCAUAUGGCCAUCGUCAACCGUUGUGUGGAUCAGCUUAAGUCGGCUGCCACGAAAUUGAAGUCACCAAACACCGCAUCGGCCAAUGGCGAUGUUCCUAUGGAAAUCGACAGCUCAAAUGGUGACUUGGAAGCUGACGAGCUCAGCUUUAGCCGGUCCCUCUUGUUCCUCCGCCAACUGCUUCAUGGGUUGCGCACUCGCCCACAAUACAGCCCACCACAGAGCUCGCCCUCCAAUCUGCCUGAUCCUCCAUUGUCUGGUCAACCCAUAGUUAUUUCCUACCAAUGGUUCAGCGGCAAUUCCAGCUCCGCAGUUUGCUCAUUACGCAUCGGCGAUCUUUCCACGGCUGCCGAUCUUGUGGAAAGACUGACUCUGCUCACAGGGUUUUCUAAAUUCACUACCAUUACUGGUGGACAAAGGAUCGAGCUUCUAGAAAGCCCAAAGACCCUCCUCAAGGAUUUGAAGCUUCAUCCUGGACUUCUCAUGAUUCGCAAAUCCCCAGAUGCGCAGGAGGUGGAUCGGAGUGGAAAACGACAAUCCUUUUCUUCGGUUGACUUCGAGGUGCUCAAGCAUUUCGAUGAGCUGUAUGAGCUUCUCGGCCUCAAAGAUGACCUGGCUCGCGAGAUCUUCGACUUUCUCCUCGUGUUUCCGCCGCAAGACCGGGCCCUGGAAUUGGUUAGGUCUGAAGAGAAAAACGAAAAGGACUUGUUUCCCUUGCAACAACCUUUCAUUGCAUUGUAUUCUCUGAGCACCCUAUCCUCUUGUCUUCGUGAAGAAGCCGUCGAGUUGUCACCAAAACAGUCCUUCGUGUCGCAUAGCAUUCAGGCGCUGGCGGCUUUCCUGACUGCCAACGAACUGUUUGAGUCGCUCGCAGAAAGUCCGAUCAAGUUUCACCUCGCUACGCAUGCCGUGGAAUGCCUUCUUGUUGCCCUUCCUAUCUAUCGUCCGACCGAUGAUGGAUCCAUUCCCAUUCACGACCCCCAGUCCUUGGUUCAACGACUUCUCAGUCUCAUCGAAACCGGCCGACAUGUACCCGCUGUCUCUUUGCCCAGUCCAAGGAUUCAAAAAUUGAUCUGCCACUCGUUCGCGGUCUUGAUCGAAGGGUCAUUGUGCGAUCACAAGUUCUGGAACAUUGUCAAACGACAAGCUCAGUUCGACCAAUUGAUCCUGUCUCUCCUUUUGGAUGAAGACAGACAACAAAUCCGGCAUAGCAUCGCAGAGCGAAUCAAGAUCACUUGCAGUCCUUCAAAACUUUUCAAGCAGUCAACAAAGACUAGCAACGAGGAAGCACAAGCGUUAUCACCUGCCGAAAGCCCUGGCCGAAUCGACAUGCUGGCUACCAUCUGGAAUUCAUUUGUCCAGGUCAUCCCCAAGACUUUGCAAUAUGCCCGUCAGUCAGCAGAAUUUUUCACUGUUGCUCUCUGGGUGUUCCGCUCUGUUGCAGAGAAAUCGCCAAGUGAUUUGAUACUCGGCGACUACCUCGCAGAAUGGAGUCAAGUCAUGCUGAGCCAUUGUACAGAAGAGUUCGUUGGGAGGGAACAGGUCGAUUACCUGAUUCUGGGAUUUGCUGAUUUGCUGGAAGUGUGCCUUGAUCUGGCUGACACUGCCAAAAUCACCCUGGACACGUUUGAUCUUGCAGAGCAGAUCUUGAACAAUUACCUUCUGCCGGAGUUGUCGACGGAAUCGGACGAUCGCAUCGUCACGCAAAUCCCAGUCUUGCAUACUUGGUCUCGCCAGAAACUCUACAAUAUAGUCAAUUUGCUAUGCAAGCAAAGGGAUGAAAAUUACGAGCAUGUUCUAGUGCAAUUAGAGGAUGCUAUUCCACGAGAUUAUAUCUCGAGUUGGUGCGUUGAUCGAACAAAGAUGCUUCGAGCGCCUGAGGGCUAUGCCGGCCUCAAGAACCUUUCCAACACCUGCUACCUGAACUCCUUGAUGACACAGCUUUUCAUGAACAUCGAAUUCCGGGAGUUCAUAUUAAAAAUGCAUCUCACUGACUCUGAUUCAUCGCAAAUGCUUCUCAAUCAAACCCAAAAACUGUUUGCAUGGAUGCAAGAGACAUGGAGGAAGAGUGUUGACCCGCAAGAAUUCGUGGACAGCAUUCUCACUUACGACAACGAGGCGAUCGAUGUCACUAUUCAGAUGGAUGUUGAUGAAUUCUACAAUCUUCUUUUUGACCGCUGGGAGGCGCAAAUCACGGACCCAGAAGAAAAGAAGAAGUUCCGACUUUUCUAUGGCGGUCAGCUGGUGCAGCAAAUCAAGUCCAAAGAGUGUGAUCAUAUUUCGGAACGUUUGGAACCUUUCUCUGCGAUUCAAUGUGAGAUCAAGGGCAAGGCCAGCCUCGAAGAGAGUCUGCAGGCAUAUGUCGAAGGCGAAAUCAUGCAGGGAGACAACAAGUAUUCAUGCACUUCUUGUGGACGCCAUGUCGAUGCUGUCAAACGGGCCUGUUUAAAGGAUGUCCCUAACAACCUCAUCUUCCAUUUGAAACGGUUCGAUUUUGAUAUGGUUACUAUGAUGAGAAGCAAGAUCAACGACGAAUUCCAGUUCCCUGAACGAAUCGAUAUGACUCCCUUCAAGGUGGAUUAUCUUUCCGAGUCCAAUGCGUGUGUUGCACCGGAUGUCUUCGAAUUGGUUGGCGUUUUGGUUCAUACCGGCACCGCCGAAUCAGGCCACUACUACUCGUACACUCGAGAACGAUCCCCAACUGAUGCGUCGGCUUCGUGGGUGGAGUUCAACGACUCGGAUGUCACCCGCUUUGACCCAUCGACAAUCGCAGAUCAUUGCUUUGGCGGCCAGGGUGAAUCGAUUCCCUCCAUGGGCGGUGCUCAUCUCAAUAAAGUUUGGAACGCCUACAUGUUGUUCUACCAGCGUGUUCCCACAGGGGAGGACUCGGCAGUGCUACAAAAGCAAGAAAUGCCCAAACUCCCGGUUCGUGUCCCGAUUCCAACUACGAUUGCCAAUCACAUCUCCAUGGAGAACGAGAUCCUUAUUCGGAGCUAUUGUCUCUUGGACCCAUACUAUGCAUUUUUUGUGCAGCGGCUCCUCCGUCGUCUAAAUGAAACACAUCCAGAGUACCCGAACAGACUCCGGAUUGGCAGGCUAGCCAUCGACGUGGGGCUGGAUACACUCGAACAGCUGGUUUCUCGAUCCAAGGACUACCGGGGUUUGGAUGGUAUCUUCACCGAACUCUUCCAAAUGCUCCCGAUGCCAGAUGCAGCCCUUCGAGUGCUUGAGUGGGUUUGUACUCGACAAACUUCGCUUCAAAACCUCAUCUUGAAGAUUUUGAACCCAGAUGUUCGACACAAAGAAACCAUGAUCAUUAUGGGCGCUGUCAAAAGGAUCCACGCAGGUAUGAAUGACAGUGAUAUCGAUGAGAGUCAACGCAACGUAUGGCGGGAAAAAUUCGACAAAGCUAUUGAACAGAUUGUUGCCAUGUUAGAGGUCAUUUGGCCCUCUGUCCAGGCUUUACCGCGCGUGUGGGAUGAUUACUUCGACUUCUUCAUCAGGCUCGCAGAAUUUGGACCACGGGUUAUCGAGGCGAUGCUGGACAAUGAGGUAUUUGUCAAAUGCCUGGAAAUCAUCUGGCUCGAUGUUGAGGACCGGAAGAGGCUCAGACAGUACUAUGUCGCCUACCGUCGACUGAGAGAAAAGGGCCGUCGCUUCUCCUACCGAAAAAUGGCGGCAUUGUGUUUGUUGUUUUUCAAAAACAUCGAUCUCUCCCUUCCUCCCACCGCAGCCGAGGACGGGCGAACCUGCUCGGGAGGGCGAUUCUCGCUUAGUGUGAGAGAAAGCAGCCUCAUCAAUCCGCUCGAAGAGGAUGGAUCGCUGUUGUUCCUCACGAAACUGCUCCAGCACGAAAGCAUUGCUGACUCGCCGGCUUGUCUGAGCAUAUUCAUCACUUUCCUCGAAGCAGAGCCCCAGGCAGGCUUCCUGGGGCCGAUUUGCAAGAUGCUCGAGGGUGGCUUGAGGAUUUCUCCUGCUGCGCACUGUGCCCCGUUCCUCGAUGCAACUCUGGUCUUUUGCAAGCAUUGCCCAGACAAGGAGCGAAUUCUAUGCAUGAUUGACUUCGUUGGUAAGGGAUUGGAUACCAUCGAAAACAGUGGAGGUUCAGAGCACCUGCAAUUCUUUACACGCCUCCGCCAGGUGUCCAACGAUCGAUUGGACAUCGGCCCCAAAGAGUUUACCAUGAUUGUGACAGACAAAAUUCCGGACUGGGUGCCAGUAUUGCUCAUUUACCCUGACCGAAAUGUGCGCCUUUCUGCCGUUGAAGCGCUUCGCACCCUCCUCUUCCACGGCGAGAGCGACACUGAGGAAGAUCAACCCCGACAUGCCACCAUUGCUCGUGCUCUACUGCAGGCCUGCGUCGAACGAGUCAAGAAGUCGUUCCUCAACGACCAAAUCCGGACCGUCGAAUCCAGAUUAGUCGAGGCGAUCAGCUCAGUCAUGACCCAUUGCUUGGAAGUGUACUUCAACGAUAGUGAAGAGGAUCAGCAGAUCCUCAAAGAGGCCAAUGCGGUCCUUGUCUUCCUCGAGCGAGUGACAGUCGACGUCCCUGACGAUCUGGCCUCAGAGUCUGACCCGCCUUCCGCGGAAGAAUGGGAUGCCAAUUCUGCGCUGGCCAGCGAUUCCGAGAUGGGACUCGCCGGCUCCCCCUAA
Molecule: messenger RNA, 7587 nt
Organism: Penicillium alfredii
Lineage: Eukaryota; Fungi; Ascomycota; Eurotiomycetes; Eurotiales; Aspergillaceae
Exons: 12
Coding region: 1-7587 (2528 amino acids)
Biological process (GO): protein deubiquitination
Cellular component (GO): nucleus; cytosol
Molecular function (GO): cysteine-type endopeptidase activity; cysteine-type deubiquitinase activity
Source: RefSeq, a predicted model, not a curated record